GAGGAAGAGGAGGAGGAGGCGGCGAAGGCGUGCUGGAGGUGGCGGACGGCGAGCCCCUUCUCCGGCGGCAGCAGGAGCAAGAGCAGGAGCAGCAGGAGCAGCGGUGUCUCCCCCUGCGCUGCCUGCCUCCCUCCCUCCCUCCGGCCGGGCGAGCGUGCCAUGAGCGCUCCAGCCUCCUCCUCCUCCUCCUCCUCCUCUUCCUCGGGCUUGUGUCUGCUCUCCGGGCGCUCUUCCUCUGGCCGCUGCUCGCCAUGCCGGGGCUGCGCUGUUGCUGCCUGUGCUUCGUGGUGGCGGCGGCGGCCGCCGUGGUGGGUCUGUCGGGGGCCAACCGCAACUGCCCGGAGCUGGCCGUGGACAGCUGCCUCUGCACCGCCGAGCGCACCGCCAAGGGGCCCGGCCGGCCCAGCCUCCGCGUCAAAGUUGUCUGCAGCGGAGGAGAGUUGGUGGAAACUUUGCCGCCCGCCUUGCUGCCCAACCGCACCGUCUCCCUAAUUCUGAGCAAUAACAAGAUCUUGUGGUUGAAGAACAACUCUUUCAUUGGACUUAGAUCCCUGGAGAGAUUAGAUCUGAAGAAUAACUUGAUUAGUACUAUUGAGCCUGGGGCCUUCUUUGGACUUUCAGAACUGAAGCGUCUGGACCUUUCUAAUAAUAGAAUUGGAUGCUUAACACCUGAAAUAUUUGUUGGCCUUAAAAACCUUCAUAAAUUGAAUUUAUCAGGAAACAUUUUUUCAAAUCUCAUGAAUGGACUUUUCUCUGAGCUGUUAGCUCUCAAAGCCUUACAUUUCUCUACUGAUUCUCUCAUCUGUGACUGUAAUCUCAAAUGGCUGUUACAUUGGGCUAGAAAUGCCUCAGUGCGGAUAUCAGAAGAAAUGGUUUGUGCAUUCCCAAAGGGUUUACAGGGAAUACCAGUGCGGAACCUGAAAGAAAACCAGCUGAUAUGUGCUGGACCUUUGGAGCUUCCCCUUUUUGAACUGAUACCAUCACAGAGGCAGGUGGUUUUUCAGGGUGACCGCUUGCCAUUUCAAUGUACAGCAACUUACCUCGAUAAUACUACACAAGUGCAUUGGUACCAUGAUGGCCAACUUAUAGAAACAGAUGAUGAUAGAAGCAUGUUUGUGGAGGACAGCAUAAUCCAUGACUGCUGCUUAAUUACACGAGAACUUAUCUUGUCCAGCAUUGAUCUUGAAGCAACAGGAAUGUGGGAAUGUAUGAUCAACAACUCCUAUGGAAACAUCUCUAAGCAGGUGGAAAUAGUUGUACUAGAAACAGCUGCACCUUACUGUCCUGCUGAAAGAAUAAUUAACAAUAAAGGAGAUUUCAGAUGGCCUAAAACUCUGGCUGGUGUAACUGUUUACCACCCCUGUCUUCAGUACUCACUAAAUUCAGCUUCUCUUUUGAGUGGAUCAGAAGAAUCAAAAGCAUGGCGUAAGUGUAACCGCACUGGUCGGUGGGCUGAAGAAAGCUAUUCAGAAUGUCCUUAUUCACAAGAAGCAACUCAAGUCCUUCAUGCCUUUAGUCAGAUGCAUCUUAAUGCCACCAAUGCACUUGAAUUUUCCCAUCAGCUUGCAACCUAUACAAGAGAUGCUGCCAACUUUGCAGAUAAGCUGGACAUUAUCUAUUUGGCUUACAUGUUGGAAAAGUUAGUCGUAUAUAUGGAUGAAAUCAAAGAUCUUGCUGAUGCUGUGGUUGAAAUUGCGAGCAAUAUAAUGCUGGUAAAUGACCAUGUAUUGUGGAUGGCACAAAAGGAAGAUAAAGCUUGCACUAAGAUUGUGCAGUGUGUGGAGAGCAUUGCAAAUCUAACUCUGACCAGCAAUACACAGGUCAUAUCAAAGGUUUCUCUUAAUAUUGCUCUGGAGGCCUUUAUGAUCAAGCCAUCUAACUUCAUGGGGAUGACUUGCACUGCCCUCCAGAAAAUAUCUGCAAAUUCCGACAGGUCACUGAGCCGUGACACAGAGAGCAGGGAAACAGACCAACAUUUGAAUUUUAAGUGUAAUGCUGGCAGUCACAGUGCCUCUUUGAAGAAUUUCUCUUCAAUGCUAGUGAGAGGAAGUUUCUCAGAAAAUUGCAUGUGUGCCCCUCUGGAUCACAACCAAACUGUGGAUCGGAAGGUUGGCAGAGCCUGGAAGCCAGGUUGCAAGCAAGGAGAAAAAGCAUCUGAUUACGAGAACGCUGUGGCAGUAGCUUCAGUUCAUUUGCCACGGUCUGUCUUCUCUUCAUCUGCACCGUUGCAAUCUGUUGAUAACUCCUCUUGCAAGCUACAGUUUAUUGCCUUUCGGAAUGGAAAACUCUUCCCAAGCACUGCAAACUCAUCUAACCUUGCAGAUUAUGGGAAGCCCAGGACCAUUGGCACUCCAGUUGUCUUCAUUAAAAUAGAUGGGUGCAGUACUGGAAAACUGACUAGUCCUCUUACUAUAGCCUUGAAGCACUUUACACAGGGUAGAAACCCCAUUGCAGUCUUUUGGGAUUUUGACCUUCUAGAUGGACAUGGAGGCUGGUGGGGAGAAGGGUGCCACAUAAUUAGCACUGCAGAAAAUAUUACGACCCUUCAUAGUACUCACUUCGGUAACUUUGCAGUUCUCAUGGAUCAAAAAACCGUGUGGCCCCUCUCCCAGUACCCUGGGGAGUUCCUCCACCCCGUGGUCUAUGCAUGCACUGCUGUCAUGCUGUUGUGCCUCUUUGCUUCAAUUAUCACCUAUAUUGUGCAUCACAGCACAAUCCGAAUCAGCAGGAAGGGCUGGCACAUGCUUCUCAACUUCUGUUUCCACACUGCUCUCACGUUUGCUGUUUUUGCUGGUGGAAUAAAUCGUGUAAAAUAUCCAAUUAUCUGUCAAGCGGUUGGCAUUGUGCUCCAUUAUUCUACACUUGCUACAAUGCUGUGGAUUGGAGUAACUGCAAGGAAUAUUUAUAAACAAGUUACAAAAAAGCCUCAGACCUCCCAAAAUAGUGACCAGCCUUCUUAUCCAAAACAGCCAUUGCUCAGGUUUUAUCUGAUUAGUGGAGGAGUUCCUUUUAUUAUCUGUGGAAUUACAGCAGCAACCAACAUAAACAAUUAUGGGAUAAAAAGCUACGCAGGAGCCCAAUUCUGCUGGAUGGCAUGGGAGCCAAGCCUUGGUGCAUUCUAUGGACCAGUUGCAUUUAUUGUCCUGGUCACCUGCAUUUAUUUCCUCUGCACAUAUGUGCAGUUGAGGCGCCAUCCAGAACGCAAAUAUGAAUUGAAGGAAAGGACAGAAGAUCAGCAGAGACUGGCCAGCCCUGAGGUUGGCCAUAGUCACAUCACAGACACAGGAUCCGUCUCCCAGGCUACUUGCUCCAUGAUUUCUUCUUCCUUGCUGGAAAACGAGCACUCCUUCAAGGCUCAGCUUCGAGCUGCUGCAUUCACGUUGUUCUUGUUUAUAGCCACUUGGACCUUUGGUGCCCUUGCUGUUUCCCAAGGACAUUUCUUGGAUAUGAUCUUCAGCUGCCUAUAUGGAGCAUUUUGUGUGACCUUGGGGCUUUUCAUCCUCAUCCAUCACUGUGCAAAGCGAGAUGAUGUGUGGCAUUGCUGGUGGUCUUGUUGCCCAUCUAAAAGAAACACAUACUCUGUGCAAGUUAAUGUCCGGCCAAAGGUUAAUGUCAACGGGGAGAGUCAGGUCCAUGCCCCGUGUCUUCAGGAAUCCCCCUGUCCUGGUAAGUCUGCCGUUUUCAACCACCCAGCUGCUAGUCACUGCAAACUUACCAAUCUGCAAGCUGUUCAGAACCACGUCAACUGCCUUUCACCAGUCACACCCUGCUGUGCGAAAAUGCACUGUGAUCAACUCCUGGAAGAUGACGCUCACAUCCAUGUACACAACGAGGGGACUUUCAGGCCCAACAUGCACAUUCACCGAUGUCUGAAAAGCAGAACUAAGCCACGGUACUUCAGCCGGCAUCGGUCUGCGGGGGAAAGAGAGUAUGCAUACCAUAUUCCUUCCAGCAUUGAUGGCAGUAUCCACAGCUCCCACACAGACAGUCCACACAGUACCCACGAUAGUCAGUCAGGCCACAGGCGGCCAUGCUGUGCAAAAAAUGAUCCGUAUCCUACCCUCAGCCAGCCUGAAAGUAGCGAUGCAAGUACUGUGAUCUACAGCUGUGCUAAAAUGCCAGAAAGUGAGACAAUAGUGCACCAUGCAGCUCAUUUUGAGAUGCAUCCACGGACACAGUCCUUACCAUUUAGUACAACCAGCCACAAUGGGAUUUUAAAGGGGAACCUGCAUGAAGCCAUGGUCUACAGCUCAGAUAGUACAGGGAAUAUCAAAACUGGCCCUUGGAAGAAUGAAACUACUGUGUAGUUGGUGUGCUGUGCUGUUCCUUUUGCAUCUAAGACCAUCUCAGACUGCAAGCCUAUAUACUCUUAUCUGGGAGUAAGCGCAGAUUAAUUCAUUGGGGUUUACUUGUGAGUAGGCACACAUCGGAUUUCACACUGUUGAUCUUUGUUUUUCUUCUAAACUGAAUCGGAUUCUACAUGUUUGUGUACACAUCAGUAGACUGGGCAGGUUUUCAACCUAUUGCUUUCUUAAUUUGAGGCUUGAAAAAGCAUUGGCAGCCUCAAAAUUAUUGUUAAAGAAAUGAUGGUGGUGGAAAUGGAAAAGUCAACUUAGGGAGUAGAAUAUGAUGCAGUAUGUUUUUGUUGCAACACAUUGCCCAUGUAUUUUUUUUAAAAAAAUGCAUUAGCAUCUGACAGUAGAUACAUAUCAGCAUUGCAGCCUUCUUGGGUUAUUUUUUUCAAAAAUGUCAAUCUAAAAUUGAUUUCUAAAAUUCUAGUAGGAAAAGGAGGAUUUCAUUAACAAACAAACACAGCUAUUUAGCCCUACAAAAGUGAUACUGCCUCCAGUGACCUCCUGUAGCAUACAGCCUGUGAAAUCAUAUAGUGUACAGUUGCUGUUACAUCCCAUCUGUUGGAGAGAAAUACUAGGUAAUGUCCCUUGUUAAACAUCUAUGGUGCUGUAUUGACUGUAUUCCUUUUGUUUUUAUUAGUAUUCUAAUGAUUGCUUUUAUUUGCAUGACACCCAUCAGAAUGACACCACUUGCUGUUUCCUAGUGAUCCAUGUGUAAAAUGAAGAAGAAGAAGAAACCCUCUAUUAUAAAAGGCUGUGACUAUCCAUGUGGGUAUUAAUCUAGAGCAUUAUCAUUCUAGGAAAAGGGAGAGGAAAAGCACUACUGCACUAGUUUAAGUGGCACAAUCCUUUGUAUAAGGUUAUAUGAUAUCUUUAAUAAGGGUCCACUCUAAUGUCUCUACCGAGCAUGCACUAUUCAUUAUCUGUGGCACUGUGCAGUGUACUAGCAGCUGUCUUCACAAACUUCACUCCUCUGUAAGUAUGCGCUUGGAACCAGCUUGCAAGCUCUCCUACCACUGUCUUUUAAAACAAAAGUAGUGUUUAUCGUUGACUCUUGGAGGACAACAGCCAAUUUACAAAAGUUGACUUAACAAAUUAGUUAGGGCACUAUCAAACACAAGUAAAGGAAUUGGAGGACCAAUUUAGUGGGAAAGAAAUAAAACUGUGGACUUGCUUAAGUCUUACCUGCUGAAGAGCACUGGAACUCAAAAGCACCUCACUCAGACAAGGUUGUUUGCUUACUUUGGUUUAGAGAUGGGGAAGACUGGUACAUAGAGUUUUCUUUCACAAGAAUAGUACCAAAGUAGUCAAUUCAUAGUCUGCUAAGGAAAUGCAACACCACUUUAAGCCUGCAAUUCUGAAUGCCCUUCCUAGGGAGGAAGACCCAAUGGGUUUUACUUCCAAGUAAACAUGAUAGGAUUGCACUGUAGAACAGUGGUUCCCAACCUGUGGUCUGUGGACCACCAGUGGUCUACAAGAACGAAAAUAUGGUCCUUGGCCUCACUAUUACUACACCGUUGUCUCGAACUCCCGUGGCAAUGAGAGCGACUGGUGUCAUGAAAACAUCCUGUAGUGCUGAGGCAACGGGGAUGUCGGAAGGGGAGAGACUGACUACUCAUAAAAGAUUGCUACUACCACAUCAGCUCUAGCUUAUUAAAUAUGGUCUUCUGUGAGCGAAGUGAUGGACUGCUGGAUGGCAUAUGUUCUGCAUCAGAAACUAGAGCUGAUGUGGUCUACCCAAUGCAUUUUUCUGAAUCAGAAUCCCAAAUAACUAAACUGAAUUUAAAGUUGACCAAAAAAUGAUUCGUAACCCUUUUGGUACUAAUGUUGGAGAGUGAUCCCUGGUCAAAGCAGUCCCUAUUCAAAUGGUCCCUGGUCAAAAAAAGGUUGGGAACCACUGCUGUAGGUGAAUAUAAUUUUUUAAAAUAUAUAUAUUUAUGUUAUUUAUUUUAUUUAUUCUGCCUCUUCUUUCCCAUGCCUUUCAGUCAUCUGCCAAAACAAAUGCAGGGUUGUCUUUAUAUUUCUAUGGAAAUUUGACCUUCAACAGUCGGAUUUUUUAUUGAUUUAUUCUGCUCAACUCUAGGCCACUUUAGGGUCAGCGACAUUCUCUACUCACAAGGCUUUGGGCAAAGAGAGUUUUUAAAAAAUAGAUAUCCAUGAACAUCUGGACACAAAGCCCCAACUCACAGUAGAAAAUAGAAUUGUAAUUGCCCUUAUAUAUUUUUUUAAAAAGUAAAGAGUCUGGCUAUAAAAAAUGAUGACAUAAUGUGAAUGGGACUAUACAGCUAUAAAAAAGAAAACCACAAAAAUCUAUCAAUCGUUGUGGGGAGAACAGUAUUUCAAGAAAUUUUUAAAAAAGAAAGAAAGGACAAGCACAACAUUAUAUGGCCAUUAAGAACAAAUGUAUAGACAUAUCACACGAGCUCUAUCAAAGACCUCAUACAUUGCUUACAACUUAGGACCAACUUUCCUAAUCUGGUGUCACCCAGAUGUGUCUGACUAGCUAGAACAGCUGUGCAUUAUAGUCUGACAUAUCUGGAUACUACUAGGUUAAGGCAAGGUUAGGCAGUUCCCUGGGAAAUGGGAUUUCUUUGUAUGGGAUUAUUUUUGUCAAGGUCUAUAGGGUUCAAGUCACUGUGUGUUCCUUAAUCAGCAUGUUGUGAAUCCCUCCAUUUUAGGCUAUGUAAAAAUCUAUUUCCUUACAGUGUACAUAACAGAUGAUGAUUAUAAUUUUUAGAAUGUGAUUAAAACAAACCGAGUGUCAGAUGAAUGUGUUCUGCAGUGUUUGCAGGUGGGAAUUAGUACUCAAAAGGGUUAAUGCUCAGUAUCUGAGUGCAAGGAAUUUCCUCUUUUCUUUUCUGUAUUUUUAUAAAAUUCAUAUAAAUAUAUAUAAAUAUAUAUAUAUUGUAAAUUACAGCAAAUAAUGUAUCCAUUGUGUGUGUAUGUGUGAGCGUAUGCGUGCGUGAGCGUGUAUGUUUCUGUGUGUCUUUCAAAGGUGAACAAAGCAGACUGCACUAAGUUGGUGUUGAAUUUUGAAUUCAUGGUUGCUUCUUUUAGAUGAUGCAAAAAGGAAAAAAAAGAUAAUAUCCUGAGCUUUAUUGUGUAUAUGCUGUAUAUGCUUGAACUGUCUCAAAACUAAAAUACAGUAUUUUGCAUUGUGUGCAUCAUUAUUUUCUUUUUCAUCAUUCUUUUUCUUUCGUAUAUACAUUUCCCAUUCCACAACAUCGGUGCAACUAUAUAGGCUUAGAUAUAAUGUUAGAUGCCACAUCUCUGUGUCUCAGUGAUAUUUAUAAUACUCUGUAAUAGCUAAGUCCUAGAAGGCCUCUAGAAUUAUGCAAAAUAGUCCACACACACGCUGAGAUCCAAGUGAAAUUGUCACGGCUCAGGAACACAUUCAUUGAAAUUCUCCGGUUUGUGUUUCUAUUGCCGAUGUUGUUCUGUCUGACAAAAAAAAACAACAACAACAAAGAACCAAUAUAAUUAAAUGGGUGCUGCUUUCCACAAAAGAGCUGCUGUCAUAAACCUCUCUUGAAAACUAACGUUCAGUAUUGAUACACCUUUCGUAUUGUGUCUGAAUAUGGAGUCAGCAAAUAUUUCCGGGCUAAUUUGGAAAACAAUGUUAUGCAAUAAGCUGUUUGCAAUUUUUUUUAGUAUAAUUGCAGAGUAGGAAAACAUGAUAUUAUACAUGAAAUAAAUUGAAAACGUUUUAUAACAUGA
Anolis sagrei ordinatus is the source of this 8069-nucleotide messenger RNA. RefSeq names its product adhesion G protein-coupled receptor A1 (gene ADGRA1). Gene Ontology annotation, molecular function: protein binding; G protein-coupled receptor activity. The record is from RefSeq and is a predicted model, not a curated record. NCBI's taxonomy places the organism in Eukaryota, Metazoa, Chordata, Lepidosauria, Squamata, Anolidae. Gene Ontology annotation, biological process: cell surface receptor signaling pathway; G protein-coupled receptor signaling pathway. Gene Ontology annotation, cellular component: plasma membrane; glutamatergic synapse; postsynaptic density.